This is a messenger RNA of Leguminivora glycinivorella, 3409 nucleotides long. RefSeq names its product monocarboxylate transporter 12-like (gene Mct1). The record is from RefSeq and is a predicted model, not a curated record. Lineage: Eukaryota; Metazoa; Arthropoda; Insecta; Lepidoptera; Tortricidae. Gene Ontology annotation, biological process: transmembrane transport; monocarboxylic acid transport. Bases 560 to 2206 code for a protein of 548 amino acids. Gene Ontology annotation, molecular function: monocarboxylic acid transmembrane transporter activity. The transcript has 7 exons.
UUGUUGGUGGCCAGUCCGCGAUUCGCAGCGCGCGCGAACACCCGCGACGGUCGAAGCGGUGCCCGGAGCUAACGACACGCGGUCCUAAUAAUUAUUUUUGGCUCAUCGACUGACUUUUAUGCAUUCUUAAAUAAAGAACGACAUUUUCUCAAACGCUUUUGUGGACGUUGAUUUUAUUUGAGAAGUGGAAAAGUUUAAGAAGUUUUGUUGGACUUUAUUACGGACAUAUAGCGCCAAAAAUUGUUUUUUGAAAGCGGGAGCCAGGAACAUGUCCUGCAUGCGCCGAAGACCAGGGACCCAAUACACCGACUUCAUCCUACACCAUAGAUAGGCCUUACAAUGAUUUAUCAACAUAGAUAGUACUAGAUUACCCAUUAUUUAUAUUUACCUAAUAAACCUUGCUAGUGCUUCCUUAGAACCUUUCCACUGUUGCAUUUAUAGUCAUCCACCGUUAAGUGUAACUUUAGAAGAUUUUAUAUAAAUAUAUAACUGCAUUUGUAAGAUCAUAUCAGAAGUUAAGUUGCCUUAUAAAUCUGUAAGCUUUAUAUAAAGUGUCGCGAUGUCUCACGGGGGCGUGAAGAGUGCGAACGGGAAGGGUGCGCACGCGCCGGCGUCGCGGGAGAGUUCGGAGAGCCCGCCGCCGCCGCCAGAUGGCGGGUGGGGCUGGAUGGUCGUAUUCGCCUCCUUCAUGAUACAUAUAGUCACCGACGGCAUGACCUACUCCUUCGGCAUCUUUUACGACGAGUUCCUGGACUAUUUCAACGAGGGAUAUGCCAAGACCGCGUGGAUCGUCUCUAUACUCGUCGGGGUCACACUCAGUUCAGGUCCGAUAUCGAGUUCGUUCGUGAACCGCUGGGGCUGCCGCCUGGUGACGGUGAGCGGGGCCCUGCUGGCCGCCGCCUGCGUCACCGCGUCGGCCUACGCCAACAACGUGCUGACACUCAUCUUCACCAUCGGCGUGGGCACCGGCUUCGGCUGUGGCCUCAUCUACCUGCCCGCCAUCGUCAGCGUUACCGUAUGGUUUGAGCGGUAUAGGAGUCUUGCUACAGGCAUUGCGGUGUGUGGUUCGGGACUUGGAACGUUUAUUUUUCCGCCGUUGACAAAAGGAUUAAUCUCCAGCUACGGCUGGCGAGGUGCCAUGGCCAUUAUAGGUGCCCUUAUAUUAAACUGCGUGCCAUUGGGACUCAUGUUCCGACCAGUACCCGAAGUGCCAAGAACACCGGUCAGCGAACCGAUGCUUCCGAAACAAAAGAAAUCACCACUAAAACGGUCGCAAAGUACAGAACACGUGGCGAGCCCGAGGGCAAAUGGGCAUGCCGAAGACGGUGAUGUGGCUAGACUGACUCUUUCACAGCCCGCUCUGAAUAAAUCUCAUGGACAUCAUAAGCAGUCGCAUUCUAGACAUGGCAGUGGUAUCAUGCACAGACCUGAUGUACUAUACCAAGGAAGUAUGACGAGUCUUACUAAAUUCCGGGCUUCGUCUCCAGAAAGAAUUCAGUCUUUGACUAGAGACGAAGUCGAUGAAGAACAAUGUGGAUGGAUGCCAUGCUCCUCCGAGUCUAAGUCGGCGUUACUGGAAAUGCUCGAUCUGUCUCUAUUGGUGGACCCCAUAUUUGUAUUAUUUACUGUAUCCAACUUUUUGACUAGUAUAGGAUUUUAUAUACCCUAUGUUUAUACCGUGAACAUGAGCAAGAACUUGGGCGUGGCGCACCCGGAAUAUUUGAUAUCUAUUAUUGGGGCGUCCAAUUUAAUCGGGAGGAUAGUUCUCGGUUUUAUCAGCGACAAACCUUGGGUGAAUCGAUUGCUAGCAUACAACUUGUGCCUCACCAUAGCUGGAAUUAGUACGGCUUUAGCAGCAGUGUGCACAGAGUUCUGGGGACUAGCCAUGUAUGCGACGACGUUUGGAUUCACCAUCGGAGCAUACGUGGGGCUAACGUCGGUAGUACUGGUGGACCUUCUCGGGUUGGAGAAACUCACUAAUGCCUUUGGCCUCUUGCUGUUGUUCCAAGGCAUCGCGUCGCUCAUUGGGCCGCCUCUUGCGGGAUGGUUACUGCGCGUGACGGGCACGUUUGCGCCAGCUUUCUACUCGGCGGGCGCCGCGAUCUCGCUGAGCGGGGUGAUCCUGUUCAUGAUCCCGCUGCUGGAGCGGCGCGCGGGCGCGGCGCGCGCGCGCUGGGCGGCGGAGCUGCCGCUGGAGCACAUGUAGCAGGACAACGGCGGGGGCGGGGGCGCGGGCGCGGCGGCGCGCGCGCACUCCUUCCCUGCCAUCGUGCUGCACUCCCCCUCCACGCCCUCCUCCACCGACGACACAGACAACAGGGUAUAUUCUACUACAAUAAUAGAGGAAAAUGAUUUUUAUAUCGACGAUAGAUAAGAACUUGUAAAUAUUGGUUAUCUCGACGGAUGAAUGUGAUAAUAGUUUUGAUGGCCGAUCCAUCGAACUCAUUCCAAAGAUAGAAUAUAGUGUAUGAGGAGAUAUAUAUUGUGUAUAGUGUUUAUCGAAAAGGUGCAAUAAUGUUACUUUAUAUUAGUCUUACUUGGUCUGUGAAUAAAACGGUGAGAGCCAAUUGUUUCUAUACUUCGAUUUUUCAAAGGACUGUAAGAAAUGAGUUAUGAUACUUCUUUAAAAUAUUAUGAGACGUAUGACGUACAGUUGCUUAAAUACUAAUAAUAUAUUAAUAAGUAGUUACAAUAAUGUGAAGUGUAGAAAACGAAUGCGUGGUUAGCUUCAAAACAUGGCCUUAAUGCGGACCAAUCGAGAUUAGAUUGUAUGGUGAGGUCCAACAAGUAUACUACCUACCUACUACUAUCCGGCAAUCUAUCUACGAUGCCUAUUGUGAUCACUGAAGUCUGGUACCUAGUAACAUCAUUUAUUCAGUCUUUAGACCUAAUGCACUUUUUGUUCUAUGUGAUCUUCCAAGUUGUGUUCAGGGUUUUGUAUUCGACUUGAAAAAGUGAUAGAAAUGACUUGACUACCAUUAGAUUUGUGUUUUCUCUUAAAAAAUCGUCCUUAUAAUUGAAUAACCUUUUUCAUCUAGGUACUAAUGGCGUACUGUGGUACUGGGUAAGGUAGUCAUGUGAAAAUUAUGCGGUAGUCGCGCCACAUUCUGUUAUUUUCUCAAGACGAGUUUCCCUGUUGUAGUUUAAGACGUUAAUUUAAACGUAACAAAUUUAUUUUGUUCGCUAAAUAUAUUUAGUUAAAAUAUUGAACUUGUUGAAUGUAAAUACUGUAUUUGACUGAAACACUUAGAUUAACUAUAUAUUAUCGUUUACAAUGAACUGUUCUGAUAUUCUUCGUACAAAUAUUGUGUCUAUGUACAUUGUUAAGUCUUAAUAACGUAUGGAAUGCGAUCAACUUGUACAUUUCUUAUGUACACGUAUCAUAUUAAUAUAUAUCCGGAAUUGAGAA